Helianthus annuus (common sunflower) is the source of this 1553-nucleotide messenger RNA. RefSeq names its product probable WRKY transcription factor 48. Bases 139 to 1209 code for a protein of 356 amino acids. NCBI's taxonomy places the organism in Eukaryota, Viridiplantae, Streptophyta, Magnoliopsida, Asterales, Asteraceae. The transcript is spliced from 3 exons. Gene Ontology annotation, biological process: regulation of DNA-templated transcription. Gene Ontology annotation, molecular function: sequence-specific DNA binding; DNA-binding transcription factor activity. The record is from RefSeq and is a predicted model, not a curated record.
CUUUCUCACCACUUUUUGUAUUACAAAAACUAUCCAAAAAGCCUCUUCACACUAUACCCAACCAACCACACUCUCAAUCUUGUCUCUCUCUAGAUUUGGAGAGCCUACAAAUGAAGAAUCUUAACCUUUGAUCAGUCUAUGGAAAAGAAAGCGUUAGAGGAGUUAAAAAGCAACUUAAAUAAUUCAAACUUGAUGGCUAACACAACAUUUUCCGAUCAGAUUCCGGCAGUUUAUGGUGGUAGUGGUGGUGGUCUUUUUGAUGUGCAUCAAGGGUACUUAGACAUGUUGGGUUUUCAAGACUAUGGUGGUGCUUCUUUAUUUGAUUUGCUUCAACAACCUACUACUCUUCCACCGGUGGAACAUCAGCAGCAGCAUCUACCACCGGUUUCCACCGUGCCGGAGACGGUUGAGAUGGUGAAUACACCGACCCAGAUUAGUUCUUCUGUCUCGUGUUCUUCAAACGAGGGUGCUAAUAAUGUUGACCAGGAGAACAACAAUAUUAGAUCAGUUCUGGUGGAUGAUGAAGGACAACAUAAUCAUCAUGAUGAUGUUGAUGAUGAUGAGGAUGAUCAAGAAAAGAGUACUAGUACUAAUAAACAGUUAAAACCCAAAAAGAAGAACCCUAAAAAGCUAAGGGAACCAAGAUUUGCGUUCAUGACAAAGAGUGAUAUUGAUCACUUGGAUGAUGGUUAUAGAUGGAGAAAGUACGGUCAGAAAGCUGUGAAAAACAGCCCUUAUCCUAGGAGUUACCAUCGGUGCACAAGUGUGGCUUGUGGAGUAAAGAAGCGAGUGGAAAGGUCAUCCGAAGAUCCAUCUAUCGUGAUCACAACUUAUGAAGGUACCCACACUCACCCGUAUCCAAUGACGCCUCGAGGAGCCAUAGGGAUCUUGCCAGAAACACCGGGUUAUGGAGGUUUUAAUGGUGGUGGUGGUGGUGUUAGUAAUGUUUCCUCUUUUCUUUUUACACAACCUUACUACCAACACCUACAACCACAACUACAACCCUAUUUCCAUAACCAAACUACACCAUCAUCUUCUCUAAGCUUUAGCACCACUAAUACUAGCCCACUUCUAUCAUCAUACUCUCAUAUCCUUCAAGAAAGACGUUUUUGCCCUUCACGUUCUUCUACGUUGGUUACUGAUCAUGGACUACUUGAGGAUGUCAUCCCCUUUCAGAUCCGAAAAGACGAACCCAAAGAACAGAAUUAAGUGCUAUAGUUAUCUUGCCUCAUGCUUUUAGACAAUCUUUCUAGUAAGCUUAUGUGCUAACAACGUACAAGGAUCGGUUUUUCAUGUGUUGAUCGAUAUUUAUCUACUUUUAGGUAAAAAGAUUAAACACCCAUUUCAUCUUGCAUAGCAAAGUUUGAUCAUCGAUCAGUGUACAAUGACUAGGUUUUUUUAUUUGGUUUUUAGCUAGCUAAUUAUGAACGGGUUGGCUUUGCUGAUGUUGUUGGUUCUUUCGUUUAUUCGUUGUACUUGCCAGAUAUUCCCAUAUAUUUUGUCAUGGAGAUUUUAGGUAUAUGAUUUUGUACAUCAGUUAAAAGUUCUUAUUC